UCAAUUUACUUAUGACUUGGCAGCAUGAUCUCUGACCUUAGCCGCUCCGAUAUGGAACGAAUUUAAAAAAACAAAUAUCAAACAAUUUCAAAAAGUUUGUUUCAUAACGGUUGUAAUACUUGUAAUACAUUUGGAUUUUGGAGAUUGUGCAUAUUGUGUUAUUAUUUAUUUUGGUGCACAAUUAUUAUGGCAAAGAGAAGCGAGGUUCUUGAGCUCGAAACAAAAAUAAUAAACCACGAGGCUUACGGCACGUCUUAUAAAUGGUCCCCAAGAGAUUUUGAAUUAGGUUCUGCUCUUGGUCAAGGCAAAUUUGGACAUGUACACGUCGCAAGAGAGAAAAAAACCGGCUAUUUAGUUGCUAUCAAAACUCUGUUCAAAUCGCAAAUUGUGAAAUCAGGAUGUGAACGACAAGUCUUGAGAGAGAUUGAAAUACAAUCACAUUUGAAGCAUCCAAACAUACUGAGAAUGCUGACAUGGUUUCAUGAUGAGAGACGCAUUUACCUUGUCAUAGAAUUUGCCGCACAAGGAGAACUGUACAAACACCUCACUAACUCACCCAAAGGACGCUUCCCGGAGUCCAAAGCAGCCAGAUAUAUAUACCAGGUUGCAGAUGCAGUAGAAUAUUGCCAUCAACACCAUGUCAUACAUCGAGACAUAAAGCCAGAAAACAUCCUAGUAGAUUUUAAUGGGGAUCUCAAAUUAGCCGAUUUUGGUUGGUCCGUACAUGCACCAUCAGAAAGGCGUAAAACAAUGUGUGGCACCCUUGACUAUCUUCCUCCAGAGAUGAUAAAACGAGAGGUGUACGACGUUUCUGUAGACCAAUGGUGUAUUGGUGUCCUACUCUACGAAUUUCUAGUGGGAAAACCACCCUUCGAAAGUCAGGGCCAAGAUAAGACAUAUGAACGAAUCCUUACACUGGAUAUGGAAUAUCCAAGCUACGUACCUGAGGGAGCCAAAGAUUUGAUUUCAAAGCUUCUACGGCAUUCAAGCAAAGAGAGACUCUCAUUAGAUGGAGUGAAAAAACAUUAUUGGGUGCAGCAGUUUCGUAACGGGCCAUAGCAUUUGCAAGUAAUUUAUUUAGUUUGUAUUAAUCUGAUCUGUUAUCAUGUAAAUCCUAUUUUAGUAAUAAAACAUUGUAUACAUUUAUAAAA
Molecule: messenger RNA, 1151 nt
Organism: Manduca sexta (tobacco hornworm)
Lineage: Eukaryota; Metazoa; Arthropoda; Insecta; Lepidoptera; Sphingidae
Gene: aurB
Product: aurora kinase B
Exons: 6
Coding region: 187-1059 (290 amino acids)
Biological process (GO): protein phosphorylation; regulation of cytokinesis; mitotic spindle organization
Cellular component (GO): spindle microtubule; chromosome passenger complex; spindle midzone
Molecular function (GO): protein kinase activity; ATP binding
Source: RefSeq, a predicted model, not a curated record